Molecule: messenger RNA, 882 nt
Organism: Oncorhynchus masou masou (cherry salmon)
Lineage: Eukaryota; Metazoa; Chordata; Actinopteri; Salmoniformes; Salmonidae
Product: basic salivary proline-rich protein 4-like
Exons: 1
Coding region: 1-882 (293 amino acids)
Source: RefSeq, a predicted model, not a curated record
AUGAAGGGACCUCCGCAGAGCAAGGGAAGGGACCUCCGCAGAGCAAGGGAAGGGACCUCCGCAGAGCAAGGGAAGGGACCUCCGCAGAACAAGGGAAGGGACCUCCGCAGAGCAAGGGAAGGGACCUCCGCAGAGCAAGGGAAGGGACCUCCGCAGAACAAGGGAAGGGACCUCCGCAGAACAAGGGAAGGGACCUCCGCAGAACAAGGGAAGGGACCUCCGCAGAACAAGGGAAGGGACCUCCGCAGAGCAAGGGGGAAGGGACCUCCGCAGAGCAAGGGAAGGGACCUCCGCAGAACAAGGAAGGGACCUCCGCAGAACAAGGGAAGGGACCUCCGCAGAACAAGGGAAGGGACCUCCGCAGAACAAGGGAAGGGACCUCCGCAGAACAAGGGAAGGGACCUCCGCAGAGCAAGGGAAGGGACCUCCGCAGAGCAAGGGAAGGGACCUCCGCAGAGCAAGGGAAGGGACCUCCACAGAGCAAGGGAAGGGACCUCCGCAGAACAAGGGAAGGGACCUCCGCAGAGCAAGGGAAGGGACCUCCACAGAGCAAGGGAAGGGACCUCCGCAGAACAAGGGAAGGGACCUCCGCAGAACAAGGGAAGGGACCUCCGCAGAACAAGGGAAGGGACCUCCGCAGAACAAGGGAAGGGACCUCCGCAGAGCAAGGGAAGGGACCUCCGCAGAGCAAGGGAAGGGACCUCCGCAGAGCAAGGGAAGGGACCUCCGCAGAACAAGGGAAGGGACCUCCGCAGAACAAGGGAAGGGACCUCCGCAGAACAAGGGAAGGGACCUCCGCAGAACAAGGGAAGGGACCUCCGCAGAACAAGGGAAGGGACCUCCGCAGAAUAUUUGUCCCAUAAUUGUCACUAUGGAGUAUAA